AUGUUAAAUAAGAAUUUGAAUUUACUGCUUAAAUUGAACAAAUUGGAUUUUGUUCCACCAAACAGCAACUUUGGGGGAGGUUCUAGUCCUUUUACUCCAGUUGACCAAACUUUGAAGACACCUUUAGAAGCACCUCAACACCAAACUGAAUUUCCAUUACCACACCAAUUUCAGCUGCAGCAUCAAGGAUAUCACGGAAACGGGAAUCAAUCCUCACUAUAUCAAAACCCAGAGGUUAAUGAAUCCGACGAUAUUCUUACCGAUAUUGAUGAGCCAUACAAUAUGGCUAGAAGAAAUUUUACAUUGUUUUUUACAAACCAAUUUGACCAAGUAUUGAUUUCAAUAUAUUCCAGCAUCUUGUCAUUGCCAACCACUACCCCGUUUCUGGGAAAUAUUCCGCCUAGUGGAUUAGUCAGUAAGGUUGCCAACGAAACAAUAAAGGAAUUGAUUAGAGUCACUUCUGGGUCCAAGAAUACACCUGUAUACGAUCAAUUCAAUAUAAUCAACCUGGAUUGUCUUCGGAGCCACGAAUAUCAACCAAUAAUUUUACAGUUGAUAAGAAAAAGGUUAUUAGAGAUAUGCCAUAGCAAGAACAAUACUGUUAACAAACUACCAGAGUCCACGUCUAUACUGCUCAACAGUACGGUGACAAGAAAUUCUUCUGUCUCCAACUUAUCCUUGAGCGAUAUGAAUCUAAUGAACUACAAUAGCUCAAGUCAAAAUAACGCUACAGUGAACUUGGCAAGAUCGCGGUCGUCGUCAAUCAACUUGAGAAAGCAGUCUCUAACGAGAAACAACUCCAACAAUUGGCUACAUGUUGGAAACAUUAACAAUUUGAGACCGAAUGGAAAUCCAGAUUUUAAUAUGAGUACAGAUUCAUUGCAAUCGUUCCAAGAUUUUGUUCCUCAAUCAAUAAUUAAUCGUACAUCCAAUGGCAAUGGUAAUGUCAGUGUGACUAAUACCAGUAAUAAUUUCGUCAGUUCUGCAAGUAACGUUGGUCAAUUAAAUUCUAUGAUGAUGGACUAUCAUAUAACUCCCCCAACUUCACAUAAGGGUUCCGUAAGUUCGACUAACCUGCCAUACAAUAUUGUCCAUAAUCCUUGUACUUCUGAUUCCGAAGAAUUCCAGUUUUUACAAAGGUCAAGAUCUUCGUCAAGGGGUAACAAUUUACCACAAGCACUAAAUAUCAAUACUGAUAUGUCUAAUCUACAGGCUUUGAAUUCAUUACAAGGAAAUUCAAACAAUUCCAAAAAUGUGCAACUGGGACUAUCGUUGGACUCUCCAUUCUUGUCUGCUACAACUCCAGGAGACGAAUAUUUUAGUGGGACACUGUUUGCCAAUUCAAGCAAUAACCUGACUGUGGCUGGAGUCAGUGCAGGUGCUAACUCUGUUGAAGGCACAGAAACAGGUUGUGACACUUCUAAAGCAAACUUACCUAAUCAGUACAGUUUAAGCGAGAAGAAAAGAGACUCUUUGAAAAUGAAGCGUGGAAUUCAUUAA
Candida dubliniensis CD36 is the source of this 1500-nucleotide messenger RNA. RefSeq lists its product as uncharacterized. Bases 1 to 1500 code for a protein of 499 amino acids. NCBI's taxonomy places the organism in Eukaryota, Fungi, Ascomycota, Pichiomycetes, Serinales, Debaryomycetaceae. The transcript has a single exon. The record is from RefSeq and is a predicted model, not a curated record.